This is a messenger RNA of Pseudocercospora fijiensis CIRAD86, 2023 nucleotides long. RefSeq lists its product as uncharacterized. Gene Ontology annotation, biological process: regulation of DNA-templated transcription. The record is from RefSeq and is a predicted model, not a curated record. Gene Ontology annotation, molecular function: DNA-binding transcription factor activity. The transcript is spliced from 2 exons. NCBI's taxonomy places the organism in Eukaryota, Fungi, Ascomycota, Dothideomycetes, Mycosphaerellales, Mycosphaerellaceae. The coding region runs from base 240 to 1826 and encodes 528 amino acids.
CCACCACCACCACCACCAUUUCACCUCUGACACCGCUCCCAUCGCCAUCUACACACUCGCCACUGCCGCAAUACCAGGAAAUAGGCAGCGAAAAGCGGCGUUUGCGCCCGUCACGUCGAUAUCAGCAGGCCGCGUCAGCACCAAAAGCUGCCUGCUAGCUGAGGGGAAACACUUGUCGAAAGGUCGAAACACACGCAGCCUGAUAAGGCAUCCACAAACUCCCCGUCACACACUCUGCUAUGGGAAGCAGACCCACGCCGCAAUUGAAGACCGAGCAGCUCGACAUGGACUCGUUCUUCGACUUCAACCAGGGCAACACCCAGCCAUCCCCCGUCACGGCUUCCUCAUCGCGGACAGACGCCAUGUCGCCAUUCGUCAAAGAAGAGCAACAACAACACUUCAAUGGACCAAGCCACGACUAUGGACAAUUCAAGCAACAGGUCGGUCUUCCAGUAGGCAGCCUGGCCAACAUGCCACAGAACGGCAUGUUUGACGGCUUCAACUCGGGCAUCGGAGACAUGGAAUUCAACUCGGGUUUUGCUUGGAACUCAGGCAUUGAUGUUGACGCUGACAUGGGCGUGGACUUCAACAACUCGCAGCCCAUGCCGGCAAUGUUCUUCCCAUCAAAUGAGGCGUCAUCCGAUAACUUCGUGAACCCCAACAGCGUCGGCGGACAGGAAGAGCCACCCAGCCAUGUUGGACGUCUUUGGCCAGGCAUGCACUCGCAGCAGGCGCAGCAAGCUGCCAUGCAAAAGGCUGCUCAGGCUCAGGCCGUUCAGCAACGCCAGAUGAAACUGCAGGCCCAGCAAGCCCAGUACCGCCAAGCUGCCAAUUCUGCCCAGUCUCAGUCUAGCCAAGGCUCGUCGCAGGCAUCGCAUGGCAAUGGCAAGCGUGCCUCCCACACUGCCGAGCCUCACGUCGAGGAGUCUAUCUCACGUCUCCUGAACCAAAUGCGUCAGAACAAUGCGCUUCCCUCAGAAGACGAUGCCGAGUCACCCUCCGGCAACCCGCCGCACAUUGCCCGUAUGAAGAAGGACGAGGAGGAGAUGGACGAGGAUGAGCGUCUACUCGCCUCCGAAGAGGGCAAGAAGCUCUCUAGCAAAGAGCGAAGACAACUGAGAAACAAGGUGUCUGCCCGUGCUUUCCGUUCCCGAAGAAAGGAAUAUAUUGGCCAGCUCGAAGGUGAAGUCGCAAUUAAGACACAAGAAAGCAACAGCCUACGUCAAGAGAACCAGGCACUUCUCGCAGAAAAUGAACGCUACCGCGGUCUGAUCGAAACACUCCUCCGUCACCCAGCCUUCACACCAUUCAUCAAUGACAUCAGCAAAGACCCAUCUGUCUUGAUGCCACCUCAACACCAGCCACACCGUCAACAACAACCAUCUAUGCACCCGACCCCAAACCCGCAGCCGGCCCAACCCCACCAGCAACAGGCUCAGCAGGACAUGAAGCCUGAAUUUCUGAACUUUGAUGCCUCUCAGCUUCAGCUACCACAAUCGCAACCCGAGCAGCAGCAACAGCAGCAGGUCAACUUGGCCAUGAUUCCAGAGGAGAAUUUCAGCAAGCUGAAUCUCAGCGGCUACCAGCGACCGGUGAACUUCAACAACUACGGCGUCAAUGCCUACGUGGUAACUUCCUUGCCAUCAGGCCCUGACCCUGUUGACCUGCUCAUCGAAUCGCCUGCUCGCCUGCCUCUGUCUGCUUCCGCCAACAUCUCGAAUGUCUCCUCUAUUGCCUGCUCGACCUCCGCCGACUCUGGACUUUCUGUACUGCUUGCGAAGCUCGACAAUGCGGCACGCAAUACCAUCGCUGACCAUCUGGUCUAACGGCUACUUUGAUAGCACCACGAGAUACCCAACAUCCCUCUGCAACAAUGGUCACUUGACUAUCGCCUUGUCACCGAAGACAGGCUGUCUGUUUGCCGCGCUCUAGGCUAUUUCUGUCAUUCAGCGUGGGUGGGAAGUGAGCGUUUCUGCUAAGAUAGAAAACCAGCAGUUAUCGUGAUAAUCAAAACAACUGAAAG